GAAAAUGUCCCGCUGGCCAUUGACUACACGUUGGAGGAUGCUAUAUGGUUAAGUGAGAUAUGUUCCAUUUCGGAACUGAAUCUAUAUAAGACUGAUUUCACCAACCAGGGGAAUUUGUACCUUACUACUGCAACAGUCAAGGAUGUUACUGUUUCUUGGUCAAGUGUGCAUCUCAAGUUUAUGGUGAGGCUGACUGUUGCUACUGGUCCUCAUGAGGCUUCUAUCAUGUUUAUGACUACCAAGUUCCGGUGGAUAGCAAGCCGUAUCAUUGAGGCUACAGACAAGGAAUGGACCAAUGACUUCAGGACUCUCCUAGCUGCUCUCAGGGGGAAUAUAUUGAAGUUUAUGAUUGAAUUUGGAGAUUUCAACGGCCAGACCAAUGAGUUUGAUUUGGUUCUUCGCAAAUUAUUCUGGUAGAGGGGGUGACGUACUUGAACAGUGCUUUAAUUCAAAGAUAAUUUCUGUAUAGUUGUUCCAAUUAUGAAUGUUGAACUCUUUCCCCGAAUAGAUUAUUACUUGGCUGCUCCAUCUAUCUCCUGUGGUUUUUACCAAUG
Molecule: messenger RNA, 554 nt
Organism: Linum tenue
Lineage: Eukaryota; Viridiplantae; Streptophyta; Magnoliopsida; Malpighiales; Linaceae
Source: the annotation of a GenBank genome assembly